This is a messenger RNA of Suillus subalutaceus, 576 nucleotides long. RefSeq lists its product as uncharacterized. The coding region runs from base 1 to 576 and encodes 191 amino acids. Lineage: Eukaryota; Fungi; Basidiomycota; Agaricomycetes; Boletales; Suillaceae. The record is from RefSeq and is a predicted model, not a curated record. The transcript has 6 exons.
AUGAGUCUCUAUCAACUUGCUCCCAAACCACCUAGCACUUGGCCGUCGCAUGCUUUAAGGCCCCUAUCCAUUUUCCCUCGUUUGCCAAAGUUAUCGGACGCGUCCGAACACCGAACCGAACAUGAGCCGAACUGUUGUGUUCACCAAAUUCCUGGCAGUAGCAGCAGCUGGAGCCCGUUUGCAGCAAAUGGCAUGCCCCGAUACUCUCUAAUUCGUCAUCCCUACUGUGCCGCUAUUAGUCAACAAGCUGGUCUGACCACGACCAUGGAACUUGAUGUUGAUUUUGCUGAAGACGCGGACCUCAGGAAGAGCAUUGGGGUCCACGUAAAGAUAAUCAGUUCUUUGAUCAAGCCUUUCUUUCCGCAACCUGGCCUCAAGCACUAUUCGCAUUCUACCACUCUUUCUGACCCUGAUACAGUGAAGUUCCUCAACGCGGUCAAUGUCGUCGCCAACAAGGUUCUUGCCAACUCUCCUCUUUCUCGUCUACCUCAUCUUACAUUCUCAUUUGGACGCGGUCUGCAAAGUGAUGCUAUGCAGAAGUGGGUGAAGGGUGAUACACUGGUGAAAAAUCUGUGA